Molecule: messenger RNA, 702 nt
Organism: Lactuca saligna
Lineage: Eukaryota; Viridiplantae; Streptophyta; Magnoliopsida; Asterales; Asteraceae
Source: the annotation of a GenBank genome assembly
AUGUCUAAACGUGCAAAGACGGGGACGGGAGCUACUUCCUCUAAAGGAGGGUCAAAAGGAAAAUCCAAGGAUCCCCCGUUUCGUUUGUUGAAUCGUGAGGACCGUCAAACUUAUGAUUUUAUCGUUUUAAAUAAGCGUCAAGUCAAGUCAACAAAAUUCCUCCAUAGGGAAUCUUUUGCUAGUCUUGGGGUACUCGAUGGAGUCCAAGCGUUAUUUAACAACAUCGGGUGGGGUCAAUUCCUCUAUAACCGCGCCGCCACCUAUGUUGAACCCACCUUGGAAUUUCUUGCCACAUUCUAUCCCGAGGAGGAAGCCCAAACCGUCACCUUCCAAAUUCUCGGUGAGAAACGAUCCCUACCGAAUCGGGUCGUGAGCGCUUUGAUGGGUGCUCCAGUGGACAACCUAUAUUACCAACAAGACCCAUGGCCCGGAAACUUCAAUGAACAUUACUUUUGGCAACAAAUUACCAAUGAGCCGCAAUAUUCAUCGUCUUCGUCAAAGGCCUCCUCCAUAAUUCACCCAUGUUUGCGCCUAGCGCAUCGAGUUCUCACAUGCACCAUUUUUUCCCGCUCCGAAGUGGGACAAAUUUCAAAGGCGGAAUUAUUUUUUCUUUGGUGCAUGACUCGUGAGAACGGUCUGCGGCCGGAUUUUGCCUCCUUUUUCUUCACCAAGUGUUACAACCUCAAAACUAUGGACAAAUGA